Messenger RNA from Folsomia candida, 1814 nucleotides. RefSeq lists its product as uncharacterized. The record is from RefSeq and is a predicted model, not a curated record. The transcript is spliced from 5 exons. Lineage: Eukaryota; Metazoa; Arthropoda; Collembola; Entomobryomorpha; Isotomidae. The coding region runs from base 380 to 1513 and encodes 377 amino acids.
UUAAGAAAGUUCAGAAAGAUGAUAAAACGUGAAUAAAUCAGCAAAAAUAUUAUAUGCAUAGAUGAGACUUUCCAAUUUGAGACUCCAGAACGUCUCAUGAUGAUUUCUCAAAACUAUUUCUCGUCUCCAUUGUUUAUUGAGACGACGGAGUCAAGUCAAAUAUCAAAUCUCAUCAACCGAGAAAGCAGUGGUGCUGAGACAGGCCUGACCGAGGGACCGCUAUUCUUUGCUUCAAUCAAAAUUCCUACUCCGCUUGCUUCCAGCUAUCAUCAUCAUACUAAUAAUACCACGGGCUCCACGCGGUCCUGGUGGACUACAAGUCGGAUAUAUCCUCACAAUUCACACAGUUGUUGGUUGGGCAGCUCAGGUGCUUGCGCUAAUGAUAAGAUUGGAGGCACGUUUGGCUUCAAUAGGAUCGGGAGAAAGACAUGAUAGUUCUUCAGAUUCGGUGGGAGGUGGAAACGGGGUCCAGACCCAGGAUAAAUCAACAACAUCACUUUACAUUCGCCGAAAUUAUUCACUUUACCAACAGUUGACAAACAAUGAUUUACGCGUGUUGGAGUUGCCGACGUCGCCCGUCGAAAAAAAGACAAUUCAAGAUCGUUGGACUGCCCUCCCCAGUCCACUACCUCAUCCACCACCUUACAUUAACAAGUCGGCCGAACCUCAGCACAUGCCUCUCCGAAUGAAAUCGCUACCAUCGUUUGGAUUCUCCCUAAAAAAAUCCCAUACUUCAAAAAAUGGAAAGGUCCAGAACAAAAAUAAAAAACAAAAGCAAUGUGAUGACAAUGUCGAGGCGAUCAAUGCCAAUAAUGCUGCUGCGACAGCUAUGCUACCUUCAACUAAUAGAGGUCGAAAAAGGAAGGAUACUGUUGUUGUGACCCCUAUGAAAAGCAAUUCUGAUCAAACCUCCAUCACACGAUGGGUGGUUGGAGAAGAUCACCAAGAAAAAAAAACUAAGAAUGAUAACGAGGAGGAUAUUGUUAAAAUUGUCGGGCAAUCAGUUCAAGUUUCAAAUCAUAAUAAUGAUGAGGCAACUAUUGAAGACCAACAAAGUUCAAUUAUGGAUAAAUCAUAUUCUGCUAUGGAAGAGAAAAACAAUCAGACAAGAAAAGCUUUACACGAAAUUGUAAACGUAUUGAAUCGUGAAUUGAUAAACAAGAACGAGCAUUACAAAAUGCUUCUCGAAAUGCAAGCACCACCUGAGAAUACUUCCGAGAUUCUUCAACUUCUAGGUUAUUGUAUAGGGAAAACGUCUCGUGAUCGAGUGAAGAAGCUUGAAAGCCCAACUAUAAAGCUAGACAAUACUGCUGCUGAGGAGCAUCAUAAUCCUAUCACCGAGCUACCAUUUCAUGAUGAACCCAAUUUACAAUUUUCUCAAAAUACUUUUAAUCACAGGAGCAAUGACACAUUGCAUUUUGAUGUCCUAGAUUCCGAACAGCUGUCGUUGGUGAAUUCUAAUGACGAUCUCACGAUGCUUGAAAUACUUCGUUGUUUAGACACUCCUUUCUAGUUCCAAACAACCCAAAGGCGACAAUUCUUAUUUCGUAGUUCAAAAACUACUGCAAUUUAAUUUAUUAGCAAAACAUUUUAAUUAUCAAUAGAAUUGAACAUCAUCACUUUUUGUUAAAGCAGAAGAGCAUGAAUUUCAUGGCAUGCUGUACGUCAGUCAUUUUCCAGAAUAAAAUAAAAAUGCAUGAGCGAACAGUGUACGUACGUCAUACAUAGGAUUUAACUUUAUAUAUGUACAUAGACAAUAGGCAAAAUAAUUUUUCCUACUUAUUCAUAUUGCGCGAUUAGUACCAUCAUGUAUA